Messenger RNA from Triticum urartu, 495 nucleotides. RefSeq names its product putative calcium-binding protein CML23. The record is from RefSeq and is a predicted model, not a curated record. Gene Ontology annotation, molecular function: calcium ion binding. NCBI's taxonomy places the organism in Eukaryota, Viridiplantae, Streptophyta, Magnoliopsida, Poales, Poaceae.
CGAACUGAGCAUCAAGCACCCAAAGACAAACCGAUCUUUGCAGGCGACUCAGCAUGGCAGCAUCAAGUGAGUUCACGCGCGUGUUCUCGGCGUUCGACCAGGACGGCAACGGCAAGAUCUCCGCUGCCGAGCUGCGGCUCUGCAUGAAGGCGGCGCUGGGUGGCGACAUGUCGGCCGAGGAGGUGCAGGCCCUGAUGGCGUCCGCGGACGCCGACGGUGACGGGCUGCUGGACGAGGAGGAGUUCGUGAGGCUGGUGCGGGAGGCGGAGGCCGGCCAGGAGGAAGAGGGGGACAGGUGCAGGGAGGCGUUCGGGAUGUACGAGAUGGAAGGGAGGGGCUGCAUCACCCCGCUCAGCCUCAAGCUGAUGAUGAGCAGGCUGGGGCUGCACCUGGACGUCGACGAGUGCCAGGCCAUGAUCCGCCGGUUCGACCUCAACGGCGACGGGGUCCUCACCUUCGACGAGUUCAAGACCAUGAUGAUGAUGGCAUGACAUA